AUGGUACCCACUCCUGAUUCGGCACCGCCUCUUGAUGUGCCUGAGUCGUCGGUAGCCGAUGAGAUACAAGAUUUGCGGGAUCAAGUUGCCGCUCUUGUUGGAGUGGUACGGAGGCAAGCUGAAGCUUCUCAGCAGUUGGCUGAGGCCUCCCAGCGACAAGAAGAACAGAUGGCGCUACUUCGGGAGUUGGUGUCCCGACAGGCGGCGACGGCACCUGUCACUCAGCAGCCGCCCAUCUCACCUGUGCGUGCCCCUGCUGGAGUUGAGGGGGCGGGUGCGGCAGCACCACCACCGAUGGCAUACACUGCGCCACCGGGCGUUGCGGCGGGUACUUGCUCGGCGAUGUCAAGUACUUCGACUCCUAUUGAUCCGGCGUUGGAGGCCGAGAGGGACCGAGCCCUCGCUUGCCUCACCGCCUUCAAGAAGUUUAAUCCGCCUAUUUUCAACGGGGAGUCAGGUGACCCGUGGGAGAUGGAGUCCUGGGUGGAUACAAUGGAGAAAUUGUUCGAGGAUCUCUACACCCUUGAGCAAGAUAAGGUGCACCUAGCUGUGCACUGCCUUGAGAAGUACGCCCGUGUUUGGUGGAAGGCGACUCGUCAAAAUCGCUCCCCUACAUUACCCCCGAUGAUGUGGGAGGAGUUCCGAGGGUUGCUUUAUGGCGUUCACUUUUCGGACAGUGAGAUGAACCAGAAAUAUCUGAGGUUCCUACAGUGUCGAAUGUUCGGCAGGAUCUUAGCGAAUGGCAAGCGAGGCAUGCUACUCUUGUUCUCUCAACUGUUAAGGGACGGUUGGUGGAGUAGAAACAAUACGUUGCAUGGACCGACCAAAGUCUUCGAAACACUCGAAGUUAGAGAUCUUAAAUGCGAAAAAGACAUGCUUGUGGUGUCUGUGCUGUUUCACCCUCUUCUGACUCUGAUGCCCUUCUUGGCCCACAGUGUGGGCGAGGAGAAACUACUUACUAUAGGGCUUUUGGCAAGCUGCACACAUGUUUUCCUAUAUAGCAUCUCUUGGUCAUAUUGGAGCCAUCUACAGGAGAGGCUAGGGAUCGUGGCAAGGGAGUCGCGUCUAGCUAGACAUUGCUAGGAGCGUGCUAGUUGAUCACCUUGCUACUCGCGCUACGGCCGAGGGUGAUGUCCUGUAUAGAGAGACUACCAUUGUACAGAUAUUUUAUGUACCCUGGGUUGUAUAUGAGUUUUGGAUCCAGAUGUUAUAGUGUCACGCCCCAAUCCCCGCCAAUUUGGUCGGGUUCGGGUCACGUCAACAGACGCCGAACGGACAGAGCCUCCCCUGUCUGCCCAAGGCUCUAACAAUAUGUAUAAAUAGGCAACCAACGAGAGAAUUGCAUAUAUAAUACAAGGCUUGCACGAGGGCAAGCAACAACAGAAGCGAAAGCUCUAAACUAAUAUACAACAUGCAUGAUACUUGAUUUCAUUUGAACCAAAUACAAGUAAAUAAGCUAUUA
Ananas comosus (pineapple) is the source of this 1462-nucleotide messenger RNA. RefSeq lists its product as uncharacterized. The coding region runs from base 1 to 1083 and encodes 360 amino acids. Gene Ontology annotation, biological process: intracellular signal transduction; lipid metabolic process. Gene Ontology annotation, molecular function: phosphatidylinositol-4,5-bisphosphate phospholipase C activity. Lineage: Eukaryota; Viridiplantae; Streptophyta; Magnoliopsida; Poales; Bromeliaceae. The transcript is spliced from 6 exons. The record is from RefSeq and is a predicted model, not a curated record.